This is a messenger RNA of Macrosteles quadrilineatus (aster leafhopper), 1686 nucleotides long. RefSeq names its product protein piccolo-like. NCBI's taxonomy places the organism in Eukaryota, Metazoa, Arthropoda, Insecta, Hemiptera, Cicadellidae. The coding region runs from base 41 to 1585 and encodes 514 amino acids. Gene Ontology annotation, cellular component: extracellular matrix. The transcript has 2 exons. The record is from RefSeq and is a predicted model, not a curated record.
GUGUUAGCAGGGUGUCAUACGGUACUGCACAACUGUGAUCAUGGCUUUCAAGAUUCUGGCUGCCGCUAUCUUGCUGGCUGCUGCCACUGCUGCUCCGCAGUACUCCUACAGGUGGAUUGCUUCCGAACCUGCUUCAUUCGGACAGAAAAUCUACGCACAAGCAUCCGGAGAACCAAAGCCUAUCGCUGAAGCUUCCGAAGAGUCCAAAUCCUUACCCCAAGCUUCAGAAGAGCCACAGCCAUUCGCUCAAGGUUCCGGAGAGCCAAAGCCCUUCUCCAAAAUUUCUAAAGAGCCAAAACAAUUCGCUCAACCUACCGGAGAUUCAAAAUCCUUCGCUCAAUCGUUUACUGGAUCAAUGCUCUUUGCCAAAGCUUUCUGGCAGCCAAAGCCUUUUGCCCAAUCUUCUGAAGAGCCAAAGCCAUUCGCUCAACCUACCGUUGAUUCAAAAUCCUUCGCUCAAUCGUUUACAGGGUCAAUGCCCUUCGCCAAAGCUUUCUGGCAGCCAAAGCCUUUUGCCCAAUCUUCUGAAGAGCAAAAGCCAUUCGCUCAAGCUCCUGAGGAGUCGAAACCCUUUGCUCAAUCUGUCGGAGAGUCAAAGUCAUUCGCCCAAAGUUCUAAAGAGCCAAAGCCUUUUGACCAAUCUUCUGAAGAGCCAAAGCCAUUUGCGCAAGCUUCUGGAGAGUCGAUACCCUUCGCUCAAGCUUUCAGAGAGUCAAAGCCCUUCGCCCAAGGUUCCGAAGAGCCAAAGCCAUUCGCUCAAGCUUCCGGAGAGUCGAAACCCUUUGGUCAAUCUUUAAGAGAGUCAAAACCCUUCGCCCAAGCUUUUUGGCAGCCUAAGCCCUUCGCUCAAACUUCUGAUGAGUCGAAACCCUUUGGUCAAUCUUUUGGAGAGUCAAAGCCCUUCGCCCAAGCGUUUUGGCAGCCAAAGCCCUUCUCUCAAGCUUCCCUGGAGUUCAAACCAUUCCCUCAAGCUUCUGGAGAGUCAAAGCCCUUUGCGCAAGGUUCCGAAGAGCCAAAUCCAUCCGCUCAAGCUUCCGGAGAGUCGAAACCCUUUGCUCAAUUUUCCGGAGAGUCAAAGCCCUUAGCCCAAUCUUCCGAAGAGCCAAAGUCAUUCGCUCGACCUUCGGAAGAGCCAAAACCAAACACUCAAGCUUUUAAAGAACCAAACCCCUUUGCUCAAGUUUCUGAAGAGCCAUCGCCCUCCAGCCCAUCAUCUGAAGAAACUAAACCUUACGCUCCUAAAGCUUAUUUCCCCAAGUACGAAGAGCCUGAGCCAUCGUAUCCCAAAUAUGCUUUUGAGUACUCCGUCUACGACCCCCACACCUACGACAUCAAGACCCAGAAGGAGGAGCGUGAUGGAGACGUCGUCAAGGGAGUUUACGAGCUAGUUGAACCUGAUGGCUCCAAGAGGAUCGUCACAUACUCCGACGAAGGUCACGGUUUCCAGGCUGUAGUGUCUAAGGAGUCCGCCAAGGGCUACGUCCCUGCUCCAGCGUUCGCCUCUAAGCCAGUUGAAGCUCCAGCGCCCGCUCCAGUGUACCUCAAGUUAUCGCACUCUUCUCUUGCGCCAUACAAGAAGUACUGAAUACACCAAUUGAUCUCCUAUAUCCAUUUUAACCAUCAUGUAUAUAUGACAUCUCAUUAGUUUUUAUUUUUUUACUAUCCAAAUAUAAAUGAAAUCUAAAA